This is a messenger RNA of Culex pipiens pallens (northern house mosquito), 2219 nucleotides long. It is a transcript of the gene Sac1, whose product is annotated as phosphatidylinositol-3-phosphatase SAC1. Gene Ontology annotation, molecular function: phosphatidylinositol-4-phosphate phosphatase activity. The record is from RefSeq and is a predicted model, not a curated record. Lineage: Eukaryota; Metazoa; Arthropoda; Insecta; Diptera; Culicidae. The transcript is spliced from 2 exons. Gene Ontology annotation, biological process: phosphatidylinositol dephosphorylation. The coding region runs from base 140 to 1924 and encodes 594 amino acids. Gene Ontology annotation, cellular component: endoplasmic reticulum.
UAGUGCAGCAGCAGCCGCGGAGUGAAAACUGCAAAUUUCAAGACGAAAAACGAUUCUUUUAAAAUUACGCUGCUCAAAAGUGGUGAAAAGGUGUGAUUUUUGUCUGUUUGUAACCCCAGUUUAGUCGCCACCAGCGAAAAUGGCUUCGUGGGAAAUUCACGAUGACAUGAACUUCUACAUCACUGCCAACAAGUUCUUCAUAGAACCGAACGGGAAGAGCGAGGUGCUGAUCAUCGACCGGGUCAGCCGGGAGGCGUCGGUGCAGGUGAAGACGAACCAGCUGCCGCACGGCGUUCCGAUCCGGAAGGUUUGCGGCGUGCUGGGCGCGAUCAAGCUGAUCAGCGGGUUCCACCUGGUCGUCGUGACGCACCGGAUCUUUGUGGGGAUCGUUAAUUCGCAGGCCAUUUGGCGGCUGGCCGGCUUCGACAUCAUUCCGUACGUGCCGUCGUUGACGCACUUGAGCGAGACCCAGAAGGUGCAGAAUGGGGUGUAUUUGGCCAUGAUCCGGCAGGUGCUGGACACGCCGUAUUACUACUUUUCCUACACGUACGACGUGACACACACGCUCCAGCGGCUGCACUCGAUGCCGCCGGAUUUCAUGCAGACGGGGUUGUACGAGCGGGCGGAUUCGCGGUUCGUGUGGAAUGGGUUCAUGCUGAAGCAGUUUCACCGGCCGGAAGUAAGGCAGUACUGUUUGCCAAUCAUUCUUGGGUUCGUGUCGAUCAACGAUGCCAUGGUCAAUGGGCACGCCUUCCAGUGGAUCAUCAUGACGAGGAGGUCGGUUCAUCGGGCUGGGACGAGGUUGUUUUGCCGUGGAAUUGACCAGACGGGGAACGUGGCGAAUUACGUCGAGACGGAGCAGAUUAUCGACGUGCGCGGGGAUAAAGUUUCGUUCGUGCAGACGCGUGGAAGCAUUCCGCUGUUUUGGCGCCAAACGCCGAACCUCAAGUACAAGCCGCCGCCGGAGUUGGUUCCGGGUCGGGACCAUUUGAUCGCUUGCUCGAAGCAUUUGGACUCGCAGCUUAUCCACUACGGCCGGCAGGUGCUGGUCAACUUGAUUGACCAUCGUGGCGCGGAAGACGUGCUGGAGAAGGCGUUCGCGACGACCAUUUCGACGCUGGCCAAUCCGAACGUCCGGUACGAGUCGUACGACUUCCACGCCGAGUGCCGGAAGAUGCGCUACGACAAGCUGCACAACCUGAUCGCUCGACUCGCCCACGAGCAGGACGAGUUCGGUGUGUUUCAUCUGCGCCGGGACGGAGUCCUGCUCUCGUCCCAAGACGGCGUCUUCCGGACCAACUGUAUCGAUUGCCUGGACCGGACCAACGUCGUCCAAAGCAUGCUGGCCAAGCGCAGUCUCGAGCAGGCGUUGAUGCGCCUCGGCGUCCUGACCAGCGGCCAAAAGAUCGACCCCUCGUCCGCCUUCGAGUGGCUCUUCAAGGGCGUUUGGGCCGACAAUGCCGACCUCGUCUCAACCCAGUACUCCGGAACCGGUGCGCUGAAGACCGACUUCACCCGCACCGGCAAACGCACCAAAAUGGGCCUCCUCCAGGACGGCGCCAACUCCCUGACCCGAUACUACAAGAACAACUUCAACGACGGAUUCCGGCAGGACGCGAUCGACCUCUUCCUCGGAAGUUACACCGUCCAGGACGGCGAAGGUCUCACCCUUCCGUGCCCCCUCGUCAUCCAAAAGGGCUGGAAGUACGGAACGUUCCCCGUGGUCCUGCUCUUCGCGUUCGCAAUGUUCUUCGCGUCCGUUGUCUACCCCCAGGAAAAGUACAACACGGAACACCUGCUGUUCAUCCUGUUCUGGGGCUCGAUGGUGGGCGUGACCGGGGCCGGCAUCCUGAAAUACGGCGUCGAGUUUGUCGACUGGCCGAAGCUGCUGCCGCAGGCGACGCGCUCCAAGAUGGACGCCUGACGGCGGUGGAACUAAUUUUAUUAUGCGAACUUUAUUUCCGGGGCCGGUUUUCCUUGUUUGUACAUAAAUAUAACUUGAGGUAUUGAGACAAACAGUUGAUGCGCGAUUGCACCGUAUAUUUAAACUUUCUUCCCGUUUCACCAUUUUAAAAUCGUCGACACUUUGGUAGAGCGAACAAAACAAAAUAAAUAAUCGAUCAGCAAAGUAGGCUGUGGCUAGGACAAAUUGGAUGCACUCCUUUGCAAUAAGUACAGGAAACUAUUAAAUUUCAAUAAAGGCAACUUAUUCCAUGGCA